AUGGAGGAUGACUCGUAUAUCCCGCUAGGCACUCCGCCAAUUCGGAAGCUCCCUACUGGCGCGGCGCGCCAUGGCGGGCGAUCCGCAGUGGCUCCGCGCAAGCGCCGCCGCAUCCUCGACCCCGCGCACGUGGACGUCGCCGCUUCCCCCGGAGCCAGCCCCGAGAGGCGGCCUUUCGACUCCGACACACCGAAUCGCAACGCGGCCGACGCGCUGAUCAAAAGCGCGCCCGGCGCCUCGGCUAGAAACGCGCCUGGCGCUUCGCGCGGGGAGGGCUUGUUUCACGCGGAACAGACUGGCACGGGUUUGUUGUCCGGCCGCCGUGUGCUGUUUCCGGGCGGGGAGUUUGACGGGGCUGGAAAGGGGAACGGCGGGAGCGAAGUGGGGACGGAGGGGAAGGGUUCCGAUGGAGGCGCGGCGAAGAACGCAUCGGAGGAAGUUGUUGGCGCAAUGGCGGGAUUGGCGGUUUACCGGCGACUGGCGUUUGGGGACGAGCGAGUGGAAGGGCGGGAGGGUAGUCGAACGACGUCCAAGGCUGUUGGCGAGGCUGAACGAGGGGGUGAACAAGAGGACAAAGCGGGAGAGGGCAAGAGCGAUAAGGUGGUAGAGGAGGAGGAGAGGGAGGUAGAGGUGAGUGAGAGGGAGGUGGAGGAGGUAGAGGAGGAAGAAUUGGAGCUAGAGAUAGUGUAUGAGGAAGAAGUUGAGGGGGGAAAGCAGAUAGAGGAGGGUGGCGAGGAGGAUGUGAGAGGAGAAAGCAAGGGAGAUUGGGAAGAGAAGGAUCGAGAGAAGGAGGUUAGAACGAGGAAAGAUAGGCUCAAGGUCUCAAGAGGCCCAGAAAUUGCUAAAAUCGCCGCUGCCGUCAUUCCUGCUACCAGUGCUGCUGUUGCCGCUGCCGCUGUAGCCGACUGUGCCGUGACUCGUUUCUCGUCGUCUAAUAACGCGGACGGGGAUGACCUUUUUCGCUGGAACCGCAUCCAUAGAGGGAGCACUGGGCCCGGGGGCCGCGGAAGCGGAUCCAGUGGGCCCAAGACACGUGGCGAGGUCCUGGCAGCCAUGGUGGGCGUUCAGAUGCCACGUCAGCAAGGGGUACGAAGCAUGGCGCCGGAUAUGGAGGGGCGAGUAACGGCCGCAGCAGCAGCUGCAGGGGGAGUGAGAAGCGGACGGGCUGGUGUAUCCCCGAUACAGUCACCUUCAAAAGGAGCAACAAUUAAAAUCCUUCCUCAUACCUUUCCUCCAGUCUCCCGCUCGUUUUGGCCCUUGAAACCCUUCUUCUCCUACCCAGGGAUUUACCAUCACGUCCCCUCUCCCGCCCCGUUUUCCGCUUCCCCUCCCUGCCCCCGACUUGCCCCCGACUUGCCCCCGACUUGCCCCCUUCAUCUCUCCCCUGACAUUUCCCACAAACGUCUCUCCCACCUCUUUCUACACCUGAGAAGGUUCCUGGAAAUCGCGCAGCUGUUCGACGCGCUGGAGCUGAGCUGCCGCCUGCUGCGCGCGAGGAAGCUUCUGUGCUCCUUCCGGGCGAUUAAAGACGCGGUGCAGGACGUGACUAAGAGGCGCUUCACUCAGCGGCACCUGGCGCAGAUGCUGUUCGUGGGGGGCGGCGGGGCAGGGGGAGGAGGGGGAGGGGCAGGGGGAGGGGGAGGGGGAGGGGGAGGGGCAGGGGGAGGAAGGGGGGGGACGGGAGGAGUUGGCGGAAAGGUAGAAGAGGGAGGAGGUGGAGAAGGGGUAAAGGAAAAGGAGAAAGGAGGAAAGGAAGGGAAGGACAUAUCACUAAGUCCUCUUGCACUUAGCGAAACAACACUUAAUAAAACAGAUGCUCUCGGCAGGGCAUCAGCCCGCCAGGCUGUGCUUGGCGUGCCGUUGCUUAGAGUGGAAUCGGUUCUUCUGCCCGAAAAAAACUCCUCUCCUGUGAAGUUCUCAGGGGCGGCAGGCAGGGCGGCAAGGUUUGGACGUAGCGUGUGGGAUCUGAAGAUAAUAUUGGAGAACGAAGGGGAUGGGAAGGGGGAUGGUGAUAAAAGUGAUUGGCCUGCAGCUGCGGAUGGUGGUGCUAGUAGCGGUAGUGGUGCAGGGGGGUUUGGAGGGAUAGCAGGAGGUGAAUUGGCAGCAGGCAUGGCAGGAGGGAGGGCGAGGAGCGAAGAGAGUGACAUGCUGUGGCGGAAAAGAGAGUUCAGAGCAAGGCUGGGAAGACUGGCACGUGCCAUGGGGGCAGUGGGAAGCGAGAAGGAUGUGACAGUGGCUGAUGUGACUAUACCUGAGGAGAGUCUACCAGACCCCCUAUCACCCUCCCCUGUGCCAACUAUAGAGUCUCAUGCGUCUCUCAAUGCUCAUACUCAUUAUAUUCACACUCGCUCUACUCACCCGAUCAGCCGCAGGAGCCUAUUUCCUGAUUCAUCCACUAACCCUACCUCUGCCGAAGCUAGUCUAGGCUCGGCGCCAACAGCUGCACCUUUUGCCAGGCCUGUUUUGCAGGCCCGGCCAAUUUCCCCACGCCACCGCCAUCGGCCUGCUUCGGCAGAUAGGGUUGGGAGGAAUCCGAACCCAGACUUGGGCGCUCGUGUGAGGGUGGACCUCACUCCAUCGUUGGAUCGGUUGGCUCGCCGAACCAACGUGGUUGGCUCGGCAGGAGCAGCCGAGGCUGGGUCAGAGCAGGCUCGGGCAGCACGGCAGCUACUGUUUGGAGGAACGGCGGAGGUUGCUGGGGUUAGUGGUGGGGCUUCAGGUGCUGCUGGUGCUGCUGGUGCUGCUGAAAUAGCCAGAAAAGGAGUUGAGGAGGGAGAGAAGGAGGUGUGGGGUGGGGAUGUGGUAGGGGAGCUGGAGCCGCUGCAGCAGCAGGGAGUGGGGGUAGGUGGAGUACAAGAUGGAGCGGUUGGGAGGGGUGGAGGAGACAGCGAUGGGGAGGGUGGGGGAAGCGACUCGGAGAUCUUGUCUCGCCUGCCCCAAGGGCUCGUCUCUUCGGUUCGUAAGCGUGAGGAGCAGCAGCGUGCCGAAGCUACCGAUGAGGCUCGGCAGGCGCGGCGGCGGCGGCUGCUGCUGGCCGAGCUGCCGCUGCUGACCGACAUGGUUGUCGCUCUCUUUGCCAGCUGUCGUGCUGCUGUGCUGCCACAUAGGGACCUUGUGGUCCGGCUGGUGGCCAAUCACAGCAAGCAGACCAACCAAGAGGAGAUUGAGGAGCAGAUGAAACUUCUAGAGGAGAUCGCGCCAGACUGGUUGUGUGCUAAGAUGUCCCUUCGAGGAGAAAAAAUAUAUCGAUUGUCCAAGGUGGUGAUGGCUGCACAUGUCAAGGCACGGGUGAAGGAUGAGCAGAGGCUUGAUCCAGAGCAGCACCAGCACGCACCAUCACGCCAUGUGCAUGGUGCUUCUGAGCUUAGCCAUUCUGAAGCUGCUGCUUCUUCCGCCGAUCUUCAUACCUGCCGGACCCCUCAGCUUCAGCAGCAAACAAAAACAGACCCAAUGACGGAACGAUCCUACGUCAUGAUAAAGCCCGACGGCGUUCAACGCGGCCUUGUCGGGGAGAUCAUCGGUCGGUUCGAGCGUAAGGGUUUCGUUCUGCGAGGCCUGAAGCUGUUCCAGUGCCCCAAGGAGCUGGCGGAGGAGCACUACAAGGACCUUGCCGACAAGCCCUUCUACAAGGGCCUCGUCGACUACAUCAUCUCCGGCCCCGUUGUCGCCAUGGCCUGGGAGGGCAAGGGUGUGGUGGCUUCGGCUCGCAAGCUGAUUGGCGCCACCAACCCCCUCGCUUCCGAGCCCGGCACCAUCCGUGGUGACCUCGCUGUCGAGGUUGGCAGGAACGUCGUGCACGGGAGUGACAGCGUGGAGAAUGGCGAGCGUGAGAUUGGCUUGUGGUUCAAGGAGGCAGAGCUGAUCAAGUGGGACCCUACACUCCUCCCUUGGCUGCGCGAAUAG
Molecule: messenger RNA, 3903 nt
Organism: Closterium sp. Naga37s-1
Lineage: Eukaryota; Viridiplantae; Streptophyta; Zygnematophyceae; Desmidiales; Closteriaceae
Source: the annotation of a GenBank genome assembly